Messenger RNA from Sporothrix schenckii 1099-18, 213 nucleotides. RefSeq lists its product as uncharacterized. The transcript has a single exon. Bases 1 to 213 code for a protein of 70 amino acids. NCBI's taxonomy places the organism in Eukaryota, Fungi, Ascomycota, Sordariomycetes, Ophiostomatales, Ophiostomataceae. The record is from RefSeq and is a predicted model, not a curated record.
AUGAAACAAACGUUGGCGCUGGACGUGAGCAAGCUGGCGUUGGCAUGGAAAGAGAGUUCGCUCUUCUGCAGCGUGGAAAAACAAGGAUGGGGACAGAAAGCCGUGAACACUGCCAGAAAGCCAGAAAGCCAGAAGCCAGAAAGCCAGGAAGGCAAACAGCUGCGUGCGCCUGGCUCCGGGGCAUGGAACCAGCCGUUGCAGCAUGCCAGUUGA